Molecule: messenger RNA, 402 nt
Organism: Durusdinium trenchii
Lineage: Eukaryota; Dinophyceae; Suessiales; Symbiodiniaceae
Source: the annotation of a GenBank genome assembly
AUGCUAGUCCGGGCCCCUGGCUUUGUUUAUGUGGCCUCCCCCCAAGAAGGAUCGGCAGGUAGUUUGUGCGUAGGUCUUGUCAUCCUGCGUCAGCAGCGUUUUGCUCAGUACCCGUUUUGCCUUGUUCAGCGCUCCCUGCUUCCCAAAGCGUGCAUUUCCACCUAUGCCAGCACCAACAAAAACAAGAAAACAUCCAAACAUAGAACGACAACAGUUCCAAAAUUAAUUCCAGGACCAAUUGCAAACCCUACUGUAAGCCUUUUCAACCACUGUAAGGGCCUGAAUGCGGCACCGCUAAAGGCUAAAAUAGGCUAUAUAGCAAGUCAGAGCAUUGCGAUGGUUCUUCAAAAGCAAGCUUUGCAGGGUCUUUCUGACAAUAGCGGCAUGUCUGAAGUAAACUGA